CCUAUAAAAGGAAGGCUGAACUCCUAACGGAUGAUUCCUGUCCGGGCCUUUGUAGAGCACUAGAAACGUCAAAGUGAGUGAGUAGAUUUUUAAUUUGUCCUUCCUUAAUGAUGGCUAUGCGAUUGAAAUACAUGCGAUAUUGAAGACUGCCGCCAGUUCCUUGUUCAAAUUGGUCAGAUUGCAUUGUGCUCCAUGGAUUUGAUUAAUUUCAACCAGAGCUAGAUCUGCCGCCUUAACUCUCUCUUCAUUGAUAAUCCAUCCUUUGAUUAUUAAGUGCUUUUCGUAUCAGCCUUUCACAUCUGCCUGCGCUUAUCUAAUAAUUAGCUCCAGAUUUAACGACGAGUUGAUUUUGUGUCCAACAGCAAUGUAAUUUGUUAGUAUCUUGAUCCAUUUUGCUUAACACCCUGAUUUAAACGCAGUUGGCAAAUUGUCCUUUUGAAUGUAUUGUUCGGAAGGAGGCAUUCCAUUGCAAAGGAAGAAGGCGUUUCUAUUCCUUUUAUAAUUAUGCAGGGGAAAUGGUAUUUUGGCCAAGUACAGCUUGCCCUACCCAGGUGAUAAAAUUUCCACUGGCUGAGAUACCCUCUUAGUUAGAGCUGGGAACUGACUGCUUUGCAUAUAGUCACCUGGUGUCAGCAUCCUCUUCAUAACCUUCUGGCUUCAUGUUUUCGAUCAACUCAAUUUAGCCCAGAUAUGCUGCUGAAGCAUAAUAGGGGAAGGGCCAUAGAUCAGUGGUGCAGCCCAUGCUUUGUAUGGGAAAGUCCCAGGUUCAGUUGUGGGCAUCUCCAGCUACAGAGGUCAACGUCUAUUGAAUCAGAUCAGUCCAUCUAGCAACUUUCCAGGAUUUAAGAUGCUGGAGAUUGAACCUGGAACUGGAGACGAUUCCCCCACACGGUGUGCAGGGCCAGGAAGGCACCUUCCUACCUCCUUCCCAAAGCCUAGUAAACGCUUGCUUCAGGAAGGAGGUGUGAGGGCCCUGACAGGGUCCUAGAGUCCUCCCUCCUCCUUUCCAAAACCUAGUUAGUGCCUGCUAACCCUAUGCAGUACAGAGGUACCUAUGCAGUACAGAAGUAAGACAAAUUCAAUGGAAUAGUCCAAUAUACAGUCGUACCUUGGUUGUCGAACGGAAUCUGUUCCGGAAGUCUGUUCGACUUCCGAAAACAUUCGGUAACCAAGGUGCGGCUUCCGAUUGGCUGCAGGAAGCUUCUGCAGCUAAUCAUAAGCCACGGAAGCCGCGUCGGACGUUCGGCUUCCAAAGAAUGUUCACAAAUCGGAACACUCAGUUCCAGGUUUUGGGCGUUUGGGAGCCAAAACGUUCGACUCGCAAGGCGUUUGGGAUCCAAGGUACGACUGUACUAUCUUUCUGCAUGUAUUACAAAGAUUACUACAUGCAUAUUUUUAAUACAGUUACAUGCAUUCCUUUAUGGAUCUCUUUAUGUGCUUGCUACUUUAGGAAACACGGAAUGUAUAUGCAAAUAACAAUUGGUAUUUAACCAAGUUUUACUCAGAGCACACCUGCUGAAAUUAGGGAACAUGACUAAUUUAGUUCCACUACUUAGUCUCCAAGUAAAACUUGGUUGAAUAGCACAUAAUACAUGUGUAAUAUGAUACGCAUGCAUUUAAUAUGUGUGAGUCUUAUUUGUAUUUUUAGCAGAACCAGUAAAAAUAAAUAAAUAGCCCACUUCUCAUCAAGAUCAAGGAGUGAUGUAGGAGGGGUGUUUUUUGGGGGGGGGGCAUGCAGAUAAGCUUGACACUGUGAUUUGCAGAAAAUCUCAUCCCUAGUAGAGUGCAGAAUUUUAUUCUUUCCUAAAUAGGAUCUAGUAUGACACUCUUGAUAUAUGCCUUAUGUGGAGAGGUGUGUCUGGAACUUUCACUAUACAGUUUUGUUGAAUGCUAAAUACACAUCUCUAUGCCCUGCCCUUUGACACCUGAGAUAUGUGGUUUCAGGAUACCCACACCCCAUACCUGAGAUUGUAACUUGCUUUAACUGACCUAACCCCUCCCCAACAACUUACAAACCAAUAUGGCUAACCUGACACAACAACAAAAAAGCCCGCACACUAACAUGCAAAUAAACCACACUGCAACCAACCGAACAUAGCCAACCAAACCUUAGACCCUCCAGUCUCUCACAAUGCCAAUAAAAACAAAUAACUAUAUAAAUAAAGGACCUACUCAUGAAACGCUGACACAAAAACCGUGCAGAAACACUAUGCAAAAGAAUGAAAAGCUCCUCACCCCACAGCCCUCUCUCUUCCCUCUAUUUUCCCCCAAAGUCUCAUACUGAAUGUAAACAAACUAUGAAAAAAGAAUCUAUGAAUUGAAAGCGGAGACACUAUAUGUACUUUUCCUUGUUUGUUUUGUAUCACAAAAUAUUUAUUUGUUUAUUUUUUUUUAAAAAAACUUUAUAAUACUGAAUUUAAAGCACACCCUGGGACCUGCUGGCAAAGGGUUGGUUAUAUUAUUAUUAUUAUUAUUAUUAUUAUUAGCAAUAAUAAUAGUAAUAAUAUAGGUGCUAGCUAUUAUAGGCAUGAGGCCUCUUUUGGGUGCUCUUGGGCUCCAACUUGCAUCAGCCCAACUCAGCAUGGCCAAUGGGUUCUCCUACCUUGCAUAAAAACUUUCUUGUUGUGCGUAACUGUUCAAGAGAUGAGGAAACAAAAGAAAAUUAAAAGAGUGUUGGAAAUGGUGCAUAAUCCCCUGCUUCAAUCUAUUAAACAACACUUUACCCACAAUAUUUUAAAUCCUUGUUCAUAUAGCCGGCCUUCAUUUCAUUGCAGUGCAUUAUAAUCGGUACGGUUGGGUUUGGGUUAAUUAUUUUCUCCUAUCUCUACCUCUUUAAUUUUAAUUUUUUUUCCCCCAGGUCAAACCACUGAACAAUGCUGGUGCUUCUAACACUCUCUGUGUUGAUUUCGCAAUUUUCACCAGCAUCGUUCCAGGGCUCACCGCAAGUUAUACAGAACUUGGAUCGGAAUGCCUGCUCACUGGUUGUAUGUGGACCAGCUGAGAAAGGGUUACCAGGGAUAAAUGGGAGAGAUGGAGUCCAAGGACCAAAAGGGGACAAGGGAGAGCAAGGUAUGGAAAAGGUGACUUCCUAAGAGUUCCCAUUCUUUGAGAAUCAGCUUUUGAUUCACACACCGGAGAGAAAAAAGACAGGAAAUCAUGCAGUCCCACAUAAUUUAAGCAAAAGUGGCUUUUGAUGCAACUUCAUGAUGACCCCCAAUUACAUUGCCUUGUGAUAAAUAUCACUGAGUUUUCAAUGUUAAGACAACCUCUUCUCUGACCAUAACUUAGCCUUAUCCAAUGCCUAAACCACCACCUGAGGGUAAAAGCCUUAGUCUUGUUUGGAGGAGAGGUUGUAAGCCUCUUGCUGCCCUUCCGAGGGAAAGGGGUAUCCUGUUAAAAGCAUCCUGGAGGAGAUGCUUCUAUCCAGAUUCCCAGGUGGGGGCUAGAGCCAUAGUGCCCUUCAAGGUGGAGAUCCUGGCGUAGAUAUACCUAUCUGAUGUAAGUCAUAGGACCUCCUUGCCUCAGGGUAGACCCCAUGGAGAAGAUACUUCCAGCAGGCGGGUUGGUUGUGAUAGGAUAUACCCAAUGCCUAUGACAAACCUCUUAUAUCUGCAACCAAUAAAGCUGUGCUCUUAUUCAACUCAAAAGAAUGUGUCUUGACUGGUUUUUCUCCACUGAUUAGGGGCAGCAGAGGCAUGGCGCCUGGACAUGCAAACAGCGUAAAAAUUCUACCAAGACAACAUAAAAGCAAAGUAGCAUGACAUCAAUAUAAAAAUGAAUCUUAAGUUUUCAAAUUGAUACUAAUAAAGACUGUGUAGGUCCAUCAACAGUGAGGGCUAGAAGUGCAAGACCGCAUGAUGUUCUGCAUUUCUCCUCCUCUCACUGGAUUAAGAGGGACAUGAUGCCAAACAGAGAAGGAAAAGGCAGAAGAGGAGAAAGCAAAUAUAGGGAGGGGAUGGGAAUGUCAUCUGGUGGAUGUAUGGCAACAGCCACAGCCACCUUGAAUGUAGCUGCCUUGGCUAACUUUAGGAUUGCCAUACAUCCAGAAUUUCCCAGACAUACCUGGAAUACUGUAGUCGGAAGCAGUGUCUGGGUGGAAAUCGGCUAAAUGUCAAGGAAGACAUAUGGCAACCGAUGUCAGCAGUGUCAUUUUUGCAACUACAGUGGUACCUCGGGUUACAGACGCUUCAGGUUACAGACUCCGCUAAUCCAGAAAUAGUAUCUUGGGUUAAGAACUUUGCUUCAGGGUGAGAACAGAAAUUGGGUGGCGGCGAUGGCAGCAGGAGGCCCCAUUAGCUAAAGUGGUACCUCAGGUUAAGAACAGUUUCAGGUUAAGAACGGACCUCCAGAAUGAAUUAAGUUCUUAACCCAAGGUACCACUGUAUGGCCAAAAAAGCUCAACAACUUCUCCAUCCAGAUUUUCACUUUUUGAAAUAUGGCAACCUUAGAUAACUUAGCAAUGAUGAUGACCCAAGACUGGAAUCUAUGCAUUGCUUCUUGUGUUAGCAUCUUUAAACUGAAACUGGCAUGAGAGCGUUUCAUUUAACUGAUUUGCCAGUAAUUUAUCAUCCUUGUGUUCAUCACAAGUGCCUCUUGUUCACCCACUUAGUAAACCACUUCCCCCCUCUUUUUAAAGAUUUUAAUAUGAUAUUAUAACAAUAUAUAGCCAAAAACAUUAAGCUGUAUAUCAAACAUGUUUGCUUCCCAUGCAGAAAGAAAGAAAGAAAGAAAGAAAGAAAGAAAGAAAGAAAGAAAGAAAGAUAUAUGAAGGGGGAAAGGGACAACAUAACAAAGACCCUAUAGUAUCGUGCAUAAGUUAAAAGGGGAAAUAUCAUUUCCACUGUCAUUCCAGAAAAGUAAAUACAAGGCCCACCUCUCAAUAAACUUCUCCCUUGGGUUAUUAUGUAUUGCAUUCCUCACAUAUGUAAGCUUUAUCAUUAAGAUAACCCCACUUUUCAUUCUUCCACUUAAUGCCAGGGUUGGCAGGACCAAGAGGAAUUCUUGGUCCUCCUGGAAAAAUGGGACCAGCUGGACCACAAGGAGAAAAGGGGACCCAAGGAGAGCAAGGACCCAAAGGAGAUGCUGGAUCAAUGGGUAAGGAGUGUUGUUGACUAAAUGGAAUUGUAUUGCAUCGAAUUCAACAAAAGCUAGAUAUUAUUAGAAGAAAUCAAACUUCUUUUUAAAUAUUCUUGUCCACAUCUGUCUCUAAGUCUUGUUAGAGGGCCAUCCUGCCGAUUGGUGGCAUCAAACAUUUUCCCUGGAUGAGAGUACAAACCCACCAAGGUGCUCUUCCCUUGCUCCCAGUACAGAACUGGCCCAAGACAUUUUGCUACCUGAGAUGAAAGACAAGAGGGUGCCCAUACCCCAGUCCAUGUACAGAACCUCACCAGACUUCCAGUUGAAACAUUUCAACACUAGUGUUAGGACAGCGUCCUCCACCACUCUGAAGGCAUACCAGAUUGGGACAAUGGCAUGCACAUUUCUAUGGUUCCCAGUUCUAAGGCCCAGGAGCUCCUGAUGCACUACAACUCAUCACAAGAGACCUUCCCCCUUUGGUGUAUAUCUCUGCCUGCUCAAAAAACCUCUUUCUUUUGAGUAGGACCGCGUGGAAUCCGAGGUUUGCAGGGUCCUCCAGGAAGCGUUGGCCCCUCUGGAGCACAAGGCAACAAUGGCCCACAAGGUGAAAAAGGCAUCAAGGGAGAAACAGGUAAUCCUAAGUGAUAAAUAGUUGGAUUUCUGCUAGAGGGUUCAAUAUACCACAGUGGCCAGGAUCCAAAGGAGCAUACAACUACUUCUGCACACCCAGUGGGGUUGGGGGCUUCUGCUUCUCAAACAGCCAUUUGUGAUAUCCCUGGAGUCCUACCAUCCAGCAAAAGAAGUAAAAAGACCUAAAUGUCAGUCCAAGUCCUUAAGCAUGCCUAAGUAGCUUUUUUGGAUCCCAGUCACAGAUUUUAAAAGAAUACACUGAAAAUGUUCACAUCCACCCUGUUGUCCAGAUUCUUAGUAUGGUACAGUUUCCAAGUUAUAAAUGCUAUGUGAAUGGAGAAAGCAACCAUAAAAUGCCCAUACCUCUGAUGUUUCCCUCUAUAUAUACAGUGGUACCUCGGGUUACAUACGCUUCAGGUUACAGACUCCGCUAACCCAGAAAUAUUACCUCGGGUUAAGAACUUUGCUUCAGGAUGAGAACAGAAAUCGUGUGGCAGCGGCAGCUGGAGACCCCAUUAGCUAAAGUGGUGCUUCAGGUUAAGAACAGUUUCAGGUUAAGAACAGACCUCCAGAACAAAUUAAGUUCUUAACCCGAGGUACCACUGUACAUCCAUCGUGGAUGCCAAUGAAAGAACAAGCAAAUACAUCAUAGGCUUACAGCUCUCAAGCUUGACUCCCAUUGUUAGGCAAUUGGCUGAGGUCACAAAAAGAUUGUGAUCUGUGACAGCCAGCUUCUGAAGUCAUGUUCUGGCAACAUGCAAGUUAUAAAAUGUAGUGAUAAAGGCCACUUCAUCAAAUGCAUCUGGCACUAGUCCAGAAAAGCUUGUGCUAUGAUAUAUUUGCUAGUUUCUAAGGCAGGGGUAGUCAACAUGGGAGGUUGUUGGAACCCAUCAGCCCCAUUCAGCAAAACCAAUGGCAAGGAUGGUGUAAGUUGUAGCUCACCUUGGGAGGGAACCAUAUUGCCUCCCCCUGCUCUGCAGUACCAUAGCCUCAUCAUUGUUUGUUUUGGUAUAAGAGACUAACAGGACUACCCCCUAGACGUAAAAUUGUGACUAUCAUAUCCUCGGUAUAAACCAAAGUUAGUAUAUAAACACUGGAGCUAUCAUUUCUGUGAGAAUGUCCAACCUAAGAUGUAGGCCGCCUCUUCCCAUAUGAGCUGAGCCAGACAGUGCAAUCAUCAUCUGAGGCCUUCUUCAUGUGCCUCCUCUACAAGAAGCCCAGAGGACAACAUGAGACCAGGCUCCCUGUUUGUGGAAUGCCCUCCCCAGAGAGGCCCGCCUGGCACCUUUGUUACAUAUCUUAGGCAAAAGCAUUCCUCUUCUCCCAUCCUUUGGCUAAUUAAACCAUCUAUGACAUGCAUAGGCAAACUCAGCUCUCCAGAUGUUUUGGACUACAACUCCCAUCAUCCCUGCCCACUGGUCCUGUUAGCUAAGGAUGAUGGGAGUUGUAGUCCCAAAACAUCUGGAGGGCCGAGUUUGCCUGUGUCUAGUCUAUGACCUUUUAAACUGGACAGGUGGGCUGGUAUUUUGUUACCAUUGUGUGUAUUUUUGUGCUUUUAUAUUGUAAACUUCCCUGUGAUCUUUGGAUGAAGGGCAGCAUAGGAACAACAACAACAACAGACAGACAAACUAGGGCUGAGCUGAAACUAUUUACCUACUUUUGCAUUUGUGAUAAUUACAAAGUACCUUCCAUUUUUUUUGAUUCUCCCCUCCCCAUUCAAUAUUUCUGUAGGUUCAAAAGGAGCUACUGGUGCCCAAGGUCCCAAAGGUGACACAGGUGUGGCUGGGCCCAAAGGCGACAGAGGCCCAGUGGGCGAAAAGGGAGCAAAAGGAGAUGUGGGAGAAAGAGGUAAGUGGUGUGGGCGAAAAGGUGCAUCUGAACAAACAUUUUGAUGGCAUGAGAAAGGUUCCGAAGAGACAACAGAAAUAACUUCUUGAUGUAGUGCAUAGUUAGUUUGAGGGAUUUUUAGCUGGCCACUAACUUAGAUGACUUUUUUUAAAAAAAAAAGUAUAAAACUGGCACUCCCCAGAUUCAGCUCUGAAUUUGAGGAGGACCUCAGCAUAGUGCCCUGGGAUGAAUGCCCUCCUACCUGCAAUGAAAAAACUAUCAUUUUAAAUUCCCCACAAUACCCCUAAUAAAGCAGCACUCCAGGGCAUACUGAGCAUUGAAAAUGUCUGUACUCACUCCCCCCGCCCCCCCCCCCGGGACUGCUGUUUUAAUACUCUGCGAGGCUCCAGAGCUUUCCAUGUCCCUGUAGGAAAUUUAAAAUGGUAACUCGCCUUACCAGUGCCCAAGGGCACUGCCCCAGGGGAGCCAAGGUGUAAUGCCAAGCCCUUGCUCAUCUUCUGCUCAAUGUCAACCUCUGAUACUCCUUUCCAGUUAACGAAAAGAAAAGAUUUGUGAUUUGUUCACACUGCUCCUGCAUACAACCUUUUAAACCAAUUGGCUAUGGCUGUUUAUCAGAUGUUAACAUGCAUAGGAAAACAGAAGCCACCUACCAACUAAUUUGCUAGGGUGUAGUUGUUUUUUUAAAAAAAUCCUGUAUCAAUAAGUUUUUAAUGUUAGACAUCUUAUUAUGUUUUCAUAUGUGCUGGAAGCUGAUCCGAGUGACUGUGGAACCCCAGCCAGAUGGGCAGGGUAUAAAUAAUAAAAAUUAUUAUUAUUAUUAUUAUUAUUAUUAUUAUUCUCUCCAUAGGAUUACAAGGAGCGACCGGUACCCAAGGGCCAGUGGGGAAACCAGGAUCUCCUGGAUCCAAAGGAGAUAAAGGAUCUGUAGGUGACAAAGGGACCAAGGGUGACAGCGGUCUCUCAGGUAAGGAGGGUAGCCUUUCGUUGUUGAUGUUAAAAGUGAUGCAUUAAAAGUGUUAGAGCAAAAUUUGUCUUUUAAGUUGCUGUGCCCUUUUUAGUUGGUGCAAUCCAUGUGAAUUUUGUAACUCUGAUUAUUGAGGGAAAGUUUAAGUGAGCAAUCAGGGUGGAGCUAACUUUUUUUUUAAAAUCACACAACUCGAUUGAGAGUGUAUUUAAUUCCAGACCAUUCUGGGGGGUGGGGUGGGAAUAUUUAUUCUAGUUUGGGCCUUAACAGGAAGGUCUGAAAGGGGGAUCAAGCGAUGGAUACAUGUAUCUGUAUAAACAAAGGCUUCUUUCAAAAAAGGGCAAACGUUUACCGUUGAUGGACAUUAAUACCACUGAACCAUUAAUGGUAUAAUUAAUUCAUACCAUUAAUACACACAUGCAUACACCAACACACAAGCAAAACAGACCUAGUAAGAGAUCACCACCCAAUAUUCACUAAUGUACAAAUUCAUUUCCAGUUGAUUCUACACUGAGAUUAUGUAUUUAAUAUAGCAUAAUAUUAUUCCAUAGAAUUAAUGAAUGAUGAAUUAAUUAAUUAUGGCAGCAAUUGAUUGACUGUGACAACAACAUGUUUAUUGUGUUGUGCCAUUUGUAUUGUCUGGCAAUUUUUACAGUUCCUGGGUGGGUGGAAGUUGGAGAGAGAGGUGGCAUUUGGUUUAACAAAACGUUUCACAUCCACACUGUGUGCAAUAUAUUGUUUACCGCAUAUUACUACAGUACUGAAUCUUGCAGAUGAUGAUCAUUUUAUUAUUUCUCAGAGGUCAACCUUAUGAAAAAACAAGUCAGUGACCUAGAGGGGCAGCUAAGAGCCUUGCAAGCCAGUUUCUCCAAAUAUCAAAAAGGUAAAUGUUGCAUGUAACAGAAACAUUGUGAACCGUCUUUUGCAAUCUUCCUUGGUCCGUUUGGCCCCUUAACAGAGAACCAGUACCAACAUACAGGUCUAUGGGCACAUUAUAUGUGAUAGCACAGGGAUGUUCAUUGUAACCCUUAGAUUCCAGCACAUGCAUGCAUCAUCCCCCUGUUGUAGCAUUAGAGAACCAGCAACAACAUUGUCUUUGCAAGAUUAUGACUGCAGCACAAGCUCAGUAAGCACUGGAAUAAAUUGUGUAGGUUAUCCCUAGACUUUUGCAGCGUUAUCCAAACCCACUUUUUAAAGAUCCGUUUUCCUUUCCUGCAAAAUAAUUGCAACAUUUUGAAAAUUCAGUGAAGAAAAUGUUCUUUUGAAUGUGCUGUAGCCUGGCCAGAGCCAGGUGCACCAUCAAUUUUCAAUUGUCACCUUUGUGGCCACAGCUAAGGUUGUAUGAGGGUUCUCUUGAUUCUACAUAAAGGUAAAGGUAAAGGGACCCCUGACCAUUAGGUCCAGUCGUGGCUGACUCUGGGGUUGUGGCGCUCAUCUCGCUUUAUUGGCCGAGGGAGCCAGCGCACAGCUUCCGGUCAUGUGGCCAGCAUGACUAAGCCGCUUCUGGCGAACCAGAGCAGCGAACGGAAAUGCCGUUUACCUUCCCGCCGGAGUGGUACCUAUUUAUCUACUUGCACUUUGACGUGCUUUCGAACUGCUAGGUUGGCAGGAGCAGGGACCGAGCAACGGGAGCUCACCCCGUCGCAGGGAUUCGAACCGCCGACCUUCUGAUCAGCAAGCUGUAGUCUCUGUGGUUUCUACAUAGGAUGGCAUUAAUCAUCUUGUUGCAUUAUCCAAAUCCAAGAUUUCUAUGGGUUACAAAUAGCAGAGGUUGCCAUCCAUUUAUUGGCUUCGCAAAACACAGUGGCUGACUAUCAACCUGACGCCCACUCCCUUUGUUUGUUUUAGUUGCAGCAUUCCCGGGAGGGCGAAUUGUCGGUAACAAAGUAUUCGUAACCAGCGGCUACGAAGGCACCUUUGAUGACCUGAAGCAAAAGUGUCUGCAAGCCGGGGGCCAGCUGGCCGCCCCCAAAAAUGCUGUGGAGAACACAGCCGUCCAACAGAUAGUUGUUCAGCAUAACAAGUCGGUCUUUCUUGGGGUAACUGAUAUCCAGACGGAGGGGAAAUUUAGGUACCUGAAUGGCGAUGCCAUCGUUUACUCCAACUGGCUACAGGGAGAACCCAAUAACGAAAAGGGCAGGGAGAACUGUGUAGAGGUUUAUGUGAAUGGAAAGUGGAACGACCGGGCCUGCGGGGAAAAGAGGCUAAUACUCUGUGAAUUUUAGGCCAUCUGUUCCAAAAAAGAAAAAGCUCGACCCAGCCACAAGCUUCAAUACUGUGUUUGCUUUUUAUCUGUAGACAUUAAUCAUUAUUUUUUCAAUCCUUUUUUGUUUUAGUCUAUUGACAUAUGUGCACACAUAACAUAGCCAUUGGGCCAGGGCAGACCUGACAGGUUUUAUAAGGGCUGCUGCUGCUGCUGCUCCUCAGCAGAGAGGGCUUCUUUUAAAUUGCUUUUAAUUAUUUUUUUUUAAAAAAAUCCUUUUUGAUUUUUUUUUAGUGUUUCAACUGUUUUUAACUGAGUUGUAAGGGCAUUUUGUGGGAUUUGCCUGGGAGGAGAGGAGCGGGAAAGGAAGCUCCUUCAUGCAGGACCUUUCUUCUUGCUUGUGUUACUGUAUAAAGUACUAUGUAGAUUGAUGGGUUUAUAUCAAUAAAUCAUGAUCCAUUUUCCGCUGAAGACGCACAUUCAGAAUGAAAUGUAAGGUCUUGUAAAUCUGAAGUUGAAAAUGGUUUGUGGGUGUUUUGUUUUUUCCUAAGUGGGGUGCAUUGCUUUUGAUGCGGGUGGGGGGAUUUUUACAUGCACAGGAUAUUUUUAUAUUUAUAUUUUCAAAACUGUUUAUUAAAAGAGAUUUUCUUGGAGCAAACAGAAGUAUUUUCAUCAUAUGAGUAAGCAUUCCUAGGAGCAUUUAUCUGAGGUAGAGAUGGAUUAGAAAGUACUGAAUCAUUUAAUUAACGAGGGCUGGCCAGAACCUGCUUUCCAUUGUUCUGCCUCAUGGUCUACCACUUGUGCAAAUCAGAUCCUCAUUGACAUUCACACCCAAAUAUGGAAACUGACCAGCUAUGCCAUUGCUUCCAAUAGGAUGUACACCAGAAUGCAGGGUGCUGCCUUUCUAUUCCAUUGUGUGAUGCACAUUUGGGCAAACACUGGAAAGACAUACACAUAUUAAAUAGCACAAUGGUUCAUCAUUUCCCCAAAAACUUGCACAACAUUCUCUGCAUCCAGAUAGAUUUCACUUUCUGACUUGCCUGCACUAUAAUUCAUGCUGAUUAUAUUUCUGCUGAUGAAAAAUAAACUGGGUGGAAUUGGACAUAACAAGGAUUUGUGCUAAUGGUUCAUACUCAGCCAAACGACAAUGGCCGGGGUUGGAAAUUUUGGGUAGUAGUGUACCAAGUUUUGCUUAGUUAAUAGAGGAUAUCAUCUUACCUCCCCGCAAACAAAUCAGGAUGAAUGCUCAAUAUGUAGGUAAUUUGGAAAUGACCUCAGUUGAGAAAGUAUUUUGCAACUAUAGGCUGUAAUAUUAGGGCAUCGUUAGUAAGUUAUACAUGUAUGAGUGCAAGGCGAAAGCUGUACAGCCUUGAGCACAGUAAAUCAAACAUCUCUCACUGUGUUUCUAGAGGGUGUUUUAAGAUAAGCUAACUUGCCCUUCUCCAAAACAAAUAUUGACUAGAAAUGUAGUUCAAAUACUGAACAAAAUUUAUUCUGCUUUAGCAAUCUGGCCAAUAUGACAUCUUUUUUUUUACGAUUUAUUCACCUUUCCUAAAGUGGUGGUGGUGGUGGUGGU
Podarcis lilfordi (Lilford's wall lizard) is the source of this 12297-nucleotide messenger RNA. Lineage: Eukaryota; Metazoa; Chordata; Lepidosauria; Squamata; Lacertidae. The record is from the annotation of a GenBank genome assembly.